This is a messenger RNA of Nakaseomyces glabratus, 1092 nucleotides long. It is a transcript of the gene SUA7, whose product is annotated as transcription factor TFIIB. Gene Ontology annotation, molecular function: TBP-class protein binding; RNA polymerase II general transcription initiation factor activity. Gene Ontology annotation, cellular component: nucleus; transcription preinitiation complex. The record is from RefSeq and is a predicted model, not a curated record. NCBI's taxonomy places the organism in Eukaryota, Fungi, Ascomycota, Saccharomycetes, Saccharomycetales, Saccharomycetaceae. Gene Ontology annotation, biological process: transcription initiation at RNA polymerase II promoter; transcription preinitiation complex assembly.
AUGUCUGCCCCUGUAACGUCUUUGCGUAGAAGUGUUGGUAGGAAAGGUCCUAAUCUGAAUAUAGUCCUGACUUGCCCCGAGUGCAAAGUGUAUCCACCCAAGAUUGUGGAAAGAUUUAGUGAAGGUGAUGUCGUCUGUGCUUUAUGUGGGCUGGUGCUAUCUGACAAGCUUGUGGAUACCAGAUCGGAGUGGCGUACUUUCUCUAACGAUGAUCAAAACGGUGAUGAUCCAAGUCGUGUUGGUGAAGCUUCUAACCCGCUAUUGGACGGUAAUAACCUGUCGACUAAAAUUGGUCAAGGUGAAACCACUGACAUGAGAUUCACUAAAGAGCUUAACCGUGCACAGGGUAAAAAUGUUCUGGACAAGAAGGACAACGAAAUCCAGGCCGCAUUUGCUAAGAUCACUAUGCUUUGCGAUGCUUCGGAAUUGCCCAAGAUCGUGAAGGAUUGCGCUAAAGAAGCCUACAAACUCUGCCACGAUGAGAAAGCACUAAAGGGUAAAUCCUCGGAAAGUAUAAUGGCAGCUUCUAUUCUACUUGGUUGUAGGCGUGCCGAAGUUGCAAGAACCUUCAAGGAAAUUCAAUCCAUCAUUCAUGUCAAGACUAAGGAAUUCGGUAAAACUUUGGGUAUUAUGAAAAAUAUCCUGAGAGAAAAGAGUGCCGAUGGUUUCAUUAAGAUUGACACUGACAAUAUGAGUGGUGCUCAAAACCUUACAUAUAUCCCCAGAUUCUGUUCGCAUUUGGGCCUUCCAAUGCAAGUUACUACAUCCGCAGAGUACACUGCUAAGAAGUGUAAGGAAAUUGAGGAAAUUGCUGGUAAAUCGCCUAUCACUAUUGCUGUUGUUUCCAUCUAUUUGAAUAUCUUGCUAUUCAAAAUACCCGUCUCAGCUGCUAGAGUGGGCCAAAUAUUGCAAGUUACUGAAGGUACCAUCAAAUCAGGUUACAAAAUUCUAUUUGAUCAUAAGGAGAAAGUGGUUGAUCCUCAGCUAAUCGCUAGCGGAGUAGUUUCUUUAUCGGAUUUACCUAGGGUAGAGAAGGACAGAAUUGCAAAAAGCGAUAAAAAGAGAGACACUCCUACUCCAGGACCUGCCUGA